CUCUUGCCUUAUUGUGGCAUCUGGUCUGCCUGCCUUCACACUCCAGCUUCCGUAGAUUCACUGUGGUCAUCUCAGUUAUAUCAUACGCUUUUUUGUACGGUUUCAACCCGCACGGGAUCGUCCGCCGCCGAAAGUUACGUUAUUGUGUAAUUUGCAAUAAAUGAAACGACUGAUUGAGAUAAGUAAUGGAGUCAUGAACAAAUAAGGGUACGUUUUCUUUCGUAUCAUCUAGCUAAUGCUUUAAUAGUUGUCAGUCUUGUUUACUCGUUUCUAGUCGGGUUACUUUUAUUUAAUUGAUUUUAACAUAGCGCCAUAUAUAGGCUCUUUUUUGAUAAUGUGGCACUAGCUGCUAAAACGUACACGAAUGCUGAAUUAUCUCCAGGGUUUGAAAACCUCGUAGGCUACGGGUGCAACGUUAAUUCUCAACUAGACGGUGAGUAAGAUUAGGCCUACUAUGAGUUAAAGAUGUCGCGAAAUAACGUUUCCUACCUCAGAGGACCCUUCAGUCAAUUAAUUCGUGGAACAUAAUGACAUUCUAGAAUUAUGAACCGGGUUUUAUGACAUGUAGCCAAUUUUUCUUUCCGGAAUAUUGUAGAAUACAAUUAAGUCAAUUAAUUAAUUUUCGGCGAAGUAGCGAAAAGUUAUAGGAAUAUAUGACCGUAGCCUACUAUAUUUGGGAGUCCAUUACUCUGGAUUUGUCCGAAAUCAGUCCACACUUUCUGGUGAAAAGCAAUGUCCCGGUCACAUGGGCGUUGCUAGACCCCUUUUACUGGGGCACGUGCCCCAGUAUUGAUCUGCUGUGCCCCAGUAAAAUCUCAUGUUAGAGUUUUAACAGGCUCCUAUAUUUGGAAGUGGAUUAAUGUAGAUUGAUAAUAACGGGAAAAGAAUUAUUUUUUUUCUAAUCCACAAUAUCAAAGCAACGCAGUUUAACCCAAAAUACAAGCUGAGGGGCGCACCUUGGGGUCCUGGUCCGUACACUGUGGCGCGCACAUUACUGUCCGUGCACGGCAGUGUGCAUGUGGUAGGCAUUCAAGAAAAAAAAGUGUGAUUUGAGUAAUGGGUGACCUGUGCCCCAGUAGAGCUUUAUGUCUAGCAAUGCCCCUGCCCGGCCAUAUGCAUACGGAAUAUGAAGUUGAUUUAGGCUACUGUGAAGAAUCUGAAGAUUCUGAAGUGAAUAGCACAUAAACCUUUAUUGACUCUAUACCAGUGGUCCCCAACCCUGUUCCUGGUGGUCCACUGUCCUGUUGGUUUUCACUCCGACUCACGCUAGAGAUCUUGUUGGGCUGCUGUUUCGUAGAAUCAGGUCUACCAAAUUAGGGUUGAGAUGAAAAACUACAGGGCGGUAAAUCUCUAGGAAUGGGGUCGGGAACCACUGUCCUGUAUAUUGUUACAAUUCAUUCUUUGUCAUUUGUAAUGUUACUGUCCUCUUUUUCAGACAUGUUCUAUAAGUCAGGCCCAUGGAAUUUGUUAGGGACAGCUUAUUUCAUGUUUUGCUUACAUUGAUACUGAUGAUGUCAGUCAGUUGAAAAUAAUUAAAUUCAAGGCAACUCCACAACCCAAGACAGCAAUGUGAACGGAUUGAAGGAAAUUGUCGUUUGGCCAUGGCCAGUCCAGUCUUCAGGCUGCUGUGCAAGAUCUUGUGUUCUGCUGGUUUCUUCUGUUUUAUCUUGCAGGAGGGUUUAUUUUCUCAUGGGGGCGACAUAGCUCAGGAGGAGCUGCACUUCUGCACACCUUUGAGCAGCAGUAUGAUGCAGCCAGGAGUCUGUCUGAGACAGGAUACUAAGACAACACUACCAGAGCUUACUGAGCAGCACAGGAUCAGACAGAAAGAAGAGGAGCUCAGUGGACUGGAGAUUUUCCACAUGGCAGAGUCAGAGACAGAGUGUGCUGCAGCAGGACUCAACACACUGGAGCCAGAGUGUGUUACAGCACACAGUGGGGAGCUGCACUUCUGCACACCUUUGAGCAGCAGUAUGAUGCAGGCAGGAGUCUGUCUGAGACGGGACACUGAGACAACACUACCAGAGCUCACUGAGCAGCACAGGAUCAGACAGAAAGAAGAGGAGCUCAGUGGACUGGAGAUUGUCCACAUGGCAGAGUCAGAGACAGAGUGUGCUGCAGCAGGACUCAACACACUGGAGCCGGAGUGUGUUACAGCACACAGUGGGGUCAGUGAUGUACACCGCACACACACAUCACUGAUUAAAACAGAAACUGAUCUGGGCUCCACCCACACUGGGGAUCUUAAGACAGAGAACCUAGAUGGUACAGAGCUGGGAUAUGUAACCCAUUUGCAUCCUGACCAAAUCAAAACAGAGACUGAUGAUAGAGGAUGCCUUAAGGCAGAACACAGCUGUGACUUGCAGGAUUUUACUGGGGUUAAUGUUAAAUCUGCUCACAUCAAGUGUGAAUCCAAUGAAAACUUAGUGAGUGAUCCUAUGAAUUCUGUGAUGAAUGGAGCUGGUCUUGAUCAGAUAGACAAGAUUGAAUCAUGGCAAUGUGCAGGAAAACCGAACACAAACUGUAAAAAAGAAGAAAUUUGUGAUCAUUUGACCCAAUGUGGGGACUUAAAUCAUCACUUUAGCAUAAAAAAUGAGAAUGAUCAGACCAGAAUUGUCCAGAAAUGUAUAGGCGGUAGCAACAAACACAUGCAUUGUCAGAGAACAAAUGUGAUAUAUGAACCCAUGAUAAUUAAUUCAAGUAAGGAACCAAGACUUUUGAAUUUUUUUCAAAAGAAGUCCAUUCAAAGAAAUAAAGGUGAAAUUCAUCCAGGUGAAAAGCCAAACAAGUGUACACAAUGUUCGAAGUGUUUUAAUACCAAAUCUGGUCUAAAAAAACAUUUAAGAAUUCAUAUAGGUGACAAACCGUACAAAUGUACUCAGUGUGGGAAGUGUUUUCCCCAGAUAUCUCAUUUAAGUAACCACCGGAGAAUUCAUACAGGUGAAAAGCCCUACAAAUGUAUUCACUGUGGGAAGUGCUUUUCCCAAAUAUCUAAUUUAAAUAGCCACCUCCGAAUUCAUACAGGUGAAAAGCCCUACAAAUGCCAUCAGUGUGGGAUGUGUUUUUCCCAACAAAAUGUGUUGAAUUCCCACAAAAUGAUCCAUACAGGUGAAAGCCCCUAUACAUGUCCUCAGUGUGGGAAGUGUUUUUCCAGAAUAUCUCAUUUAAAUAGCCACCAGAGAAUUCAUACAGGUGAAAAGCCUUACAAAUGUUCUCAUUGUGGGAAGUGUUUUUCCAGAAUAUCUCAUUUAAAUAGCCACCAGAGCAUUCAUACAGGUGAAAAGCCUUACAAAUGUUCUCAUUGUGGGAAGGGCUUUUCCACAAUAUCUCAUUUAAAUAUCCACCAGAGAAUUCAUACAGGAGAAAAGCCUUACAAAUGUACUCAGUGUGGGAAGGGCUUUUCCCAAACAAGUGCUUUAAAUCGCCACAAGAUUAUUCACUCAGGUGAAAAGCCAUACAAAUGUAUUCAAUGUGCAAAGUCUUUUUCCCAGACAAGUGCUUUAAAUCGCCACAUGAUGAUACAUACAGGUGAAAAGCUGUACAAGUGUACUCAGUGUGGGAAAGGUUUCAAUACAAAAUCUAAUUUUAAUAUCCAUCAGCGUGUUCAUAUGGAUGAAAUGCCGUACUUUUGUAUGCAGUGUGGCAAGUGUUUUAAUACACAAUAUACUUUAGAUGUACACCUGAGAAUGCAUGCAGAUCAGCAGCCCUACUAGUGUACACAGUGUGGGAAGUGUUUUUCCAAAAUAUCUAAUUUAAAACUCCACCAGAGAAUUCAUACAGGUGAAAAGCCCUAUAAAUGUCUGAAAUGUGAGAAGAGUUUCUCCAGACAAUGUUACUUAAAAAGCCACCUGAGAAGUCAUACAGGUGAAAAGCCAUACAAGUGUACACAGUGUGGGAAGUGUUUUUGUUCAAAAUCUUAUUUAAAUGUCCACCAGAGAAUUCAUUCAGGUGGAAAGCCCUAUAAUUGUACACAGUGUUGGAACUGUUAUUUAACCAAAUCUAACUUAGAAUUCCACCAGAAAAGUCAUUCAGAUGAGACUACCUACCCGUGUUCACAGUGUGGUAAAUGCUUUUUCAAAUUAAGUCAUUUAAGUUGCCAUCAGAGAAUUCAUACUGGUGAAAAGCUGUACAAGUGUACACAAUGUGAAAAGUGUUUUAUUCGAAAAUCUACAUUAGCUACACACCUAAGAAUUAAUACAGGUAAAAAGCCCUACAAGUGCACACAGUGUGGGAAGUGUUUCGGUUCAAAAUCCUAUUUAAAUGUAUACCAGAGCAUUCAUAAAGAUGAAAAGCCAUACAAGUGUACACAAUGUGGGAAGUGUUACUUAACUAAAUCUAACUUAAAAUUCCGCCAGAAAAUUCAUUCAGGUGAGGAUUCCUAAAUGUGUACAUUGUGCGAAGUCAUUUAAAUCGCCACCAGUGACUUGAAAAGAUGCUCAAGUAUGUGUUUCUUGUGACCACCAGACAGUACAGGUGAAAAGCCAGACCAAUUAUCAUUGUAUGAUGUAUUUUAUGAAAGAAGAACACCUGAUAAUUUAUUCAAAAAUUCCUUCAUUAUUCAGACACACAUCUGAAAUGCAUACAAAUAAAGAGCCCUUCACAUUGGAAGCCCUUAUUGGGAGGUUUGUCAGUAUUGCAGCAUUUAAAUCUGGACAUUUUCAAAAAAUACCUUCUUAUCAGCGGCAGAAUGACUGUGGCAAACUGGGAUCCCAUUUUGAUUUAAUUCAUUAUUCUUUCGAAAACGUUAUUUCCCUUUAAGUCCGAAGGCUGAUAUUUUGUGAUGAUAACAUUGACAUCAAUGUAAUUGUUUGAAAGAAACUGUAAAAACUGGAUAUACCAUAGAAUGAAAACAUGGUAAUAUGUAUUGAAAAACUCUGUUCUGAAAAUGAUCUUGGCAGUACUGGCCUUUUCAGUUCUUCUAAUGUGAAUGUUAAGGUUCUUUUGCUGCAAAAGUGUAUGUUGGCUAAAGCUGAUAAUUUUACUUCAGACAGUAUGUUUUAUCUGUUUAUCUUUGUUUCACUCUUUAUUUUCAAUAUUGUAUGUGAAUUACGUAUGACAUUGUGAAUGUAUAACAAGGCUGUACUGUAUAAAAUUCUGUAUAAACUCUCAUGUCCCUUCA
Anguilla rostrata (American eel) is the source of this 5119-nucleotide messenger RNA. RefSeq names its product zinc finger protein 665-like. The record is from RefSeq and is a predicted model, not a curated record. Gene Ontology annotation, molecular function: RNA polymerase II cis-regulatory region sequence-specific DNA binding; DNA-binding transcription factor activity, RNA polymerase II-specific. Gene Ontology annotation, cellular component: nucleus. The transcript has 3 exons. Gene Ontology annotation, biological process: regulation of transcription by RNA polymerase II. Bases 1602 to 3713 code for a protein of 703 amino acids. NCBI's taxonomy places the organism in Eukaryota, Metazoa, Chordata, Actinopteri, Anguilliformes, Anguillidae.